Messenger RNA from Stegostoma tigrinum, 10971 nucleotides. RefSeq names its product solute carrier family 40 member 1-like. Gene Ontology annotation, cellular component: membrane. The transcript has 18 exons. Gene Ontology annotation, biological process: iron ion transmembrane transport. Bases 6043 to 7905 code for a protein of 620 amino acids. NCBI's taxonomy places the organism in Eukaryota, Metazoa, Chordata, Chondrichthyes, Orectolobiformes, Stegostomatidae. The record is from RefSeq and is a predicted model, not a curated record. Gene Ontology annotation, molecular function: iron ion transmembrane transporter activity.
CUACUUUGUUUGCAACGAUAUGUGAAACAUGGCGAUCCAAAUUAUUGUCUAAGACACUGCUGCUUACAGGAACAGCUUUAUGAGAGGAGGAUGAUUCCGAGAAACUUGGGGAUUUUUUUUGACAUUGAUCCGAUUCCCAGGAAUCACUUUCACAAGUCCUGAGAUUAUUGCUACAAAUCGGUAUUUCUGCUUCCUUCUGAUCUUCACUUUUCUGUCGAUCUGCUGAAAUUGAACGAGACGAUUGCUCGUCGUCUCCUGCAGGGGACGUGCUUUUACUACUCACGGUGUUGCUGGGCGGCAUUUGGUGCCGUCCAGAAAUCUGAUACUCAGUUGCAGAGGUCUUUGUUUUGGUGUCUUUGUUUGUUUCAUCGCUAUCACUAUCCGCUAGAAAGCUUUCUAAUCGUCUCGAAAUUGGGCCAGCGUUUAGAGAUGAGCGAGGUUGGUUUUGUUUUAAAUCGCUAGUGGUUUUCAGAUUACUUCGAUCUCUCAAAUCGGUGUCGGAUAGACCAGUGGGAUUUAAUUCGCUCCUAACUUUUCUGCUUCCACUUUCUGAAGAUGAAGAGCCGCUCCUUCUACUCUCGCAGGAAACACUAACUACUGAAAUUUUGUUCUCGUUUUUGUGAGCAGUUUUAUCAAAUAUCUUUUCCUCAAUUUGACGUUCAAAGAGUCUUCUAGUUUCUGAGAACUUUUCAGCCAUGCUAGUUUUGUCCAAAUCCCCAUCUUCACUAUUCGUUUUAUCUGAACUGGAUGUCUUUUGAUAAGACUUAUGGGCGCUGUUAUAGACAACUCCACUUGAUUGUUUCUCCGCAAAAACAGGAUGCAAAUCAGACUUGCUGGUUUCGUUCAUUUCAUCUGGUGUGUUGCCCAUUUGUAGCAGCAUGCUUUUUAUUUUAUGUACACGAUUACCGAAAUGCCUUCCUCUCAUCUCUUCCCUGUGUCCAGUCUCUCUGCUUGUUUUCUGAGCACCCAUUUUAGAAAUGGUUUCCUGUUUGCUUCCAUCAAAAGUGCAUCUCAAAGCCUGAAAAUCCGUCUUGUACGCAUUCCUGUGGGGCGAAGCACUCCUGAACGUCCUUUCACCUUUACCUUCGGCUUUCAUCAUGUUAGAUCAAAUGUCCGACCACUAGGCUCUGUGUUAUGAUGGGAAUUACUGGCAAACUCUGCGCGCACGUCCCCAGGAGGUUACCAUCGGCUGCUUCGCCACUGAACAAAGCGUUCAAGAGACAACUUCUGGACGAGACGCCGCCAGAGUGACGGCGGUUACUUCGGCAGCUCGAAACUCUCCAUCUGCAGAAAGAGGGAGGGAGAGGAAGAAAGCCGGGAAGGAAUUACAACUAAAGACGGAGAAGUUUAGGGCAGAGCGGUCCGUAUCCAUGUAGACAUUCCGCAACUCCCCGGCGCCUUGUCCCGACAGGAGACAGCGCCUCCCCUCCCAGUCCAGGCCAGCCCAGCGAUGAGACUGAGCCCCAACCGCCAACAAAUCUGUCCCCGCCUCCCCCCCCCAAAACCGGAGACUGGCUCACUCGGUCAGAGUCCAGACCUGGUUUGUCCCACUUUGUCCAAGAGUCCCGAACUCCCGUCACCGCUUCAGAAAAGAAAGUACCUUCUUGCAACUUAUAAAGAAAAACAAAUGUCCGACACCUCUCUUCCCCCCCUCCCCCGCCCUGCCAAAGACCACAGCGCCUUCAAUGCUGCCAACCUGCCGAGCUUUUCCAGAAACUUUGUUUUUGUUCCUGAUUUACAGCAUCCACAGUUAUUUUGGUUCUUACUGAAGAUUUGUACUGCAGUGCUAUGUCCAUAUUGACAGCAGUGACCAAGGGAAAAUUCUGGCUACCCACACCAAGUGCCAUGGAGACAGUUUAUAGAUGGGCAGUGCUGAAAUUUCAAUCAUCAAUGAAGCCUGGGCAAGAAGGUUGCAAAUUGCUUGAUUGAAAGACAAGAUGCUAUUCAUUGAGUUUCAAUGGAACACAGGAGAAAUCUAAAGUGAGCCGUUCCGGCCGCACGGUGUCGCAGCGAAGCUCCUUUUCCAUGCGAUUUCUGAAGCGGCGCCACGUUGGACCCGAGCCGAAGAAAGAUCACCAACUUAGUGGAAUGAUCCAAUACUCGGAAAUGUCACUUCACAUCGCUUGAAGAUGGUGCCAGCUAGGACAGCAUUACUGAAUCUAAUAAUUUAACAGUGAGUUACUGAGCAUGGAUAAUAUGAGAUCUACUGCUUGAAGGCAGGCUGGUACAGUAUGUUGUGGGCUUUGUACAGUUGCUGAUUCUUAUUGCAUGUAUCCACAGAUGAAACGAAGAGGUUUUUAUUUGUUAAGUGUUGAGUAAUCCAAUGCCUAUUUACAUAAGAUGAAUCAAGCUGCUUGGGUUAUAUAUGCCCAUUACCAGUUGUCAGUAUCGUAUAGCAAAGCUGCCAGUUUUACAGAUGCUAAGAGGCACAGAUCAUUAAUGACAUCAGUAAAGAAAGCUCAGAUGACCACCUGCGUCUUGAAUAGCUGACAUUGAUAUGAGGUACUAAGUCCCAGAUGCCAUACUGGCUAAAUGGUUAGCACUGCUGCCUCACCGCUCCAGGCGCCCAGGUUUCAUUUCACCCUCAGGCGAUUGUUUGCAUAGAGUUUGCACGUUCUCCCCGUGUCUUCAUGGGUUUCCUCAGGGUGCUGCAGUUUCCUCUGACAGUGGAAAGAUGUGCUGAUUACGUGGAUUUCCCAUGCUAAGUUAUCCUAUAGUGUCCAGGGAUGUGCAGGCUAGGUGGGUUAGCCAUGGGAAAUGCAGGAAUACAGGGAUUGGGUGGGAUGCUGUUCGGAGGGUCGGUGCGGACUUGAUGGGCUGAAAGUCCUGUUUCCACGAUAUCCACUUUCUUAAAAAAAAUUGAAUUUGUAAAUACACUAGGGAUGGCCAUCAAAGAGGAAUUCAGCAUUCCAUUUGUACCAUCCAGAAAUUACAUUGCAAAGCUGCUUUGGGCUGCAAUGUCCUACUUCAGCAAAUAAAAGCCUAGAAUUGUGUACAAUGCAGUACACAUCAUCUGCAUAUUUCUUUGUGUCAGAAAUAGGCUGCUCACCAUAUUAGAGUGGGCUGCACACUGAGUUUAGGAUAUACAACUGAAUUAUUUAAAACAUACUUCUGAAAUCCUAGGAUUGUUGUAGAAUGCCCUUCUGAAAUUGGACCACGCCAGUAGCUGAUUCAUAGAACAUAGAACAUUACAGCACAGCACAGGCCCUUCGACCCUCGAUGUUGUGCCGGCCUGUCAUACUGAUCUGAAGCCCAUCUAACCUACACUAUUCCAUGUACGUCCAUAUGCCUAUCCAAUGAAGACCUAAAUGUACCUAAAGUUGGUGAAUCUACUAUCGUUGCAGGCAAAGCGUUCCAUUCCCUUACUACUCUGAGUAAAGAAACUACCUCUGACAUCUGUCCUAUAUCUUUCACACCUCAAUUUAAAGCUAUGCCCCCCAUGCUCGCCGUCAGCAUCCUAGGAAAAAGGGUCUCCCUAUCCAGCCUGUCUAACCCUCUGAUUAUUUUAAUUGUUUCAAUUAAAUCACCUCUCAACCUUCUUCUUUCUAAUGAAAACAGCCUCAAGUCCCUCAGCCUUUCCUCGUAAGACCUUCCCUCCAUACCAGGCAACAUCCUAGUAAAUCUCCUCUGCACCCUUUCCAAAGCUUCCACAUCCUUCUUAUAAUGUGGUGACCAGAACUGCACGCAAUACUCCAAGUGCGGCCGCACCAGAGUUUUGUACAGCUUCACCAUAACCUCUUGGUUCCGGAACUCGAUCCCUCUAUUAAUAAAAACGAAAACACUGUAUGCCUUCUUAACAGCCCUGUCAACCUGGGUGGCAACUUUCAAGGAUCUGUGUACAUGGACACCGAUUCAACAUAUGAUAAAAUCACUCAGCAACUAGUGGCAUUGAUACCUACCAACAAUGCUACCUUGGGAUAGAUCGCAUUGGGCCCUGGGAACUUAUCUCCCUUAAUAUUUUUUCAAGACACCCAACAGCAUCACCCCCUUAAUAUCUACAUAACCUAGAUUAUCAACGUACCCCUCCGUAACCUUACCAUCAUCCUUCACAAAAUGUGUUAUAAAAAUCAUAAUUAUUGAUACAAUUUUCUAACAAAGCUCUCUAAAUUGAAUAAUAUUAUGUACCGUUACAGACUUUGGUGUGAAAUUAAUCUUGGACAGCUCUUGGACAACAAUUGUUGUUUGAGAAAUUUUGAUUAAAAUGUCUGCCUUUAAUUCCUACAGAAAAUAUACCAAUCCUUUCUUUUAGUAAUGUAUAUGGUAGUAUGAUCAUGAACUAAAAUGUAUCGUUAUAGUUAAAAGGUUGGUCACAAUACAUCUAAAAUUUAUCAUCUAAUGCCAUAAUUUUGUUUCAGUUAUGUAACUGUAGCUGAUUUCGUAAAUUAAAAGGCAAUGGAGAUCUCCAUUGGUUGAAUCAAACCUAGUACAAAGAAAGAUGGUUGUAGCUGCUGAAGGUCAAACAAUUUGACAAACCAAAUGCAGUGAGUUCCUUAGGACGGUAUCCUAAUUUCAGCUACAGUUAACUGCCUCGUCAAUUACUCUCCUUCCAUCAUGAGGUUGGAAGUGAGGAUGCUUGCAUGGCUGUCAUUUCUAUCCAUGACUCCUCAAACGCAGAAGCAGUCCAUGUUAAUUUGCAGCAAGACAUGGGCAAAAAAAUUUCUUCACACAAAAGUGCCAGGCAUUGACCAUCAUCAGUAAUUGACAGUCUAUCCAUCUCCCGUUGAUUACAGUUACCAUUAUCACCAUUGAAGCGCCUACUACCAACAUUCUGGGUGUCACCAUGACUAGAAACCGAAUUGGUCCAGCCAUCUAAGUGCAGUGGGUUCAAGAGCAGGAGUCCAGAGGCCACAAAUUCUGAAGCAGGUAGCUCACCACCUCCUCAAAGCUCACCAUCAUCUACAAGGAGCCAGUUAGGACUGUGAUGGAAUAUCCUCCAUGUAUACAGAUGGGUGCACCUUCACUAACACUGAGGAAACUUGACAUUAUCUAAGAUACAGCUAAGCAUCCCAGCCAUCUCCUUAAACAUUAAUUCCCCCAAUCAUGGCAUAAAAUUGCUGCACUGAGUACCAUCUGAACAUGUUUGUGUAGCUCAUCAAGGCACUUUUUAGUGACAGCAACUCCCAAACCUGUGACCUUUACUUGAAAGGAAAGAGCAGUAGACAUAUGAGAGGUUGUGGUUGGUGGCAGCGGGGGUAUGGGUAAUAAAGAGUUCAUCUGCACGUUACUUUGCAAGUCACACUUCUGACUUGGACAUAUAUUGUUGCUUAGGCUGUAAUGGUUCAGGUAGCUCACCACCUGUUUCUCAAGGUCAGUUAGGAAUGUGUAUCAAAACCUGGCCUCACGUGUUCUGUGACUGGAGGAAGAAUCUCUUAGUCUGCAGUUCAAGAAAAGAUAUUAAUUGUCUGAAAGCUGACUUAGUUGUGUUAGCUAUUUAUUAGAUAAACUCACUUGACCAUUCUAGAAGUCCAAGUACUUUAUACUUAAAUAAAAAAUGUGAAUGGAGUGUAAUUUUAGUAUUUAAUAUUAUAAAAUUUGUUUGUGUAGAAUUCUGUUGCCUCAAAGUUGACUAUGCUAUUUUCAUAGGACUUUUCCCAGUAUAUGUGAGAACCACUUUUUGAGCUUGAUUUUCUGGUAUGAGCUACUCAAUGAAUCCCAUCAGUUAGAGCAGUAUCAGUGAGACCUCCAGUGGAAUUUUUUGGAUGCUAAUCUAUUUGAGAAGGAAAUCCCUGCAUCAGUUCAUUUUUUACAGCAAAAUUGUCAAAAUUUGAGAGUUAUCUUCAAUAAGGUCAGCAUAGUACAUACAAGCCAUUUUAAGACGUUUUCCGUAUCAAUUGAUCAGAUAGAAGGAGGAUUUGUCUCAGAUCUAGCUUGGUGAAACACACGUCUCCAUAUUCUUGUGUAUGCUCCUGGCUGGCAGCAUGGAUACAUGGCACAUGGAUGAGAUUUAAAAAUGGUGCCAGCGCUCCGAAUCCCGGAGGUCCCAGCAAUGUCAAGUACUUCUGACUCUGGCGAGAGAGAAGAAAAGGUGCUUUUAAACUAUCCAUGGAUUUUGAAAUAGAAGAAGAGCCCUCUGUUAGCAUAAGCACACACCAUAGCAGAAAUAAAAAGGAAGGAUGUUUAAAGGGACUAGAUUCUACUUGGAGGUUCUUGCAAUCCGCUCACUUUUUUAUCUACCUGGCUCAUUUAUUAUCUACAUGGGGCGAUCGCAUGUGGCAUUUUGCUGUCUCGCUUUUCCUGGUGGAACUCUAUGAAAAUAGCUUGCUGCUUCCAGCUGUGUUUGGUUUGGCUGUUUCCUCAUCACUUAUACUCUUUGGUGCCUUAGUUGGAAACUGGGUUGACAGAAAUACCAGAAUGAAAGUUGUACAAGUUGCUCUUCUUAUCCAGAAUCUCUCAGUGAUCUUAUGUGCUGUGGUGCUUAUGUUGUUAUUUGUUUAUGAGACUGAGAUCACUAUCCUAUGGAAUGGUUGGAUGAAGAUUGUUUGUUACGCAUUGGUGAUCGUCAUUGGUGUGAUUGCAGACCUGGCUAGCACAGCAAUGUCAAUUGCAAUCCAACGGGAUUGGAUUAUAGUGGUUGCUGGUGACAGUGACAAAUUAUCAAGCAUGAAUGCUACAUUGAGGCAAAUUGAUCUUCUCAGCAAACUGCUUUCUCCAAUGUCUGUGGGCCAGAUCAUGACUUUUAGCUCUUCUGUAGUUGGAUGUGGCUUUAUAGCUGGCUGGAAUUUGUUCUCCGUGUGUUUUGAGUAUUUGUUGCUGAAAAAAAUUUAUAAAAUGACUCCAGGACUAGCAAAAAAAGGUGACAACCAGAAUAAGGACGAAGAAGUUUCAGAACAAAAUCAGACUACUUUUAAAGAUGAACGAGUGACUUCUGCUCCAGUUUCGGUUGAGGGCGAGCUGAUUAAUAAUACCAGUACAAAUCGAAAUGACAAGGAAACAGGGUGUAUCAAAGGCACUCUGGUUUCUGGAAUCAGGACAUUCCGAGAUGGCUGGAUUAUCUAUUAUAAACAACCAAUGUUUCUUGCUGCAUUAGGUCUUUCAUUUCUUUACAUGACUGUACUAGGAUUUGAUGGAAUUACUACUGGGUACGCUUAUGCACAAGGAGUAAGCAGUUCUGUACUCAGCAUCAUGGUGGCAUUGUCUGCUCUCACAGGACUAAUAGGAACUAUGUUUUUUACCAUAUCGAGGAAAUAUUGUGGCCUUAUUCAUACUGGAUGUUUCUCAAGUAUUGCACAGAUCAUUUGCCUUACACUAUGCAUUGCGUCUGUGUUUGCUCCUGGAAGCCCAUUUGAUUUGAGUGUACCUCUUUAUUCAAGUGCAUCAGAUCAGCUAGAAACCUAUACAACUGCCACCUUUCCUACUGAUGUUUUGAAUGCAUCUGUCACCAAACAGUCCCUCAUUAACAAACACAUUCCGUAUGACGAAACUUCACAACUACCAACCAACUUGACGAAUUCCACAGAAACAAAGGAAUAUCUUUCCAUAGCACUAUAUUUUGCUGGUGCUGUUUCAGCAAGAGUUGGUUUAUGGAGCUUUGACCUGACAGUAACACAGCUUACCCAAGAAAUGGUUUAUGAAUCGAAAAGAGGAAUUGUAAAUGGUGUUCAGGGCUCCAUGAAUGGUAUUAUGGACCUUCUCCGUUUUGUCUUCGUUAUCAUCAUCCCGGCACCAGAACAUUUUGGCAUUCUUAUUAUCUUGUCUGUAGCCUUUGUCUCAGUGGGGACCUAUCCAGGAUCAGGACUGUCACUGCGGGAACUUGUGAGACCAGCCGGGUGUCUGGACCAGUGCGGGCAGGUCAGGUCACUCAAGAGGUGGGCUACAGUCCCAUUCCAUCUGUCCACAGAAAUGAAGGGAGAAGGGAAAACGCUCAGUGCCAGCUUCCUCCUCUUUUCCAUUUCUGCCGACUCCUAAUACAAACAGUCAGAACAACUUCUAUUGGCAGCAUUCCUGCCGGUGCACAGCAGGCUUUGAAAGAUGAUGUGGAUCCAAGGGAUGCUGGUCUUAUGCAGGAACCAUGCUAUAUCACAUGUUUCUCAGUGAACAGCAUGUGAUAAAUUGGGAUGGAAGCAGUUGUGAUUCUCACCAUCAGAGCUCAAAUAUUAAUUAAAGUAAUGAGUUUAAUAAGCUAUGACGUUAUCAGAGAUAAUGGGCACUGUAGAUGCUGGAGAAGCUCGAAACAUCAGCUUUUGUGCUCCUAAGAUGCUGCUUGGCUUGCUAUUUUCAUCCAGCUCCACACUUUGUUGUCUAAGAUAUGAAGUUAACUUGUUUGGCCUUGAGGUAAGAAGAAUCAAUCCACCAGACUCAACAUCACUCAUCCUUAGCCAAAACGUUCUACCUUUAGUGAUGAGGACCUCAAUCACUUUUUUUCAAUGAAGUUGUUAUUUCUAAUACAGUUAGGAUGGUUUAUACCUUCUCUGAAAGGUUAUCAAAUGAAUUGACAGUGAAAUGUAGAUACUGAGAGAUAAUGGAGGAGGCGAUGGCCUAAUGGUAUGAUCGCUGGAUUAUUAAUCUAGAAACCCAGAUAAUAUUCUGGGGACCUGGGUUUGAAUCCUGUCUCGGGCAUGUGAUGGAUUUUGAAUUCAAGAAAAAAUUCUGGAAUUAAGAGUCUAAUGAUGACCCAUGAAUCAAUUGUCAGGAAAAACCUAUCUCAUUUACUAAUGUCAAUUAGAGAAGGAAAUCUGCCAUCCUUUUCUGGUGUGACCUACAUGUGACUCCAGACCGACAGCAAUGUGAAUGACUCUUAAAAGCCCUCUGGCCAAUUACUCAUGGGUGAUAAAUGCUGGUCUAGUGAGCAAUGUCUUCAUUCCGCAAAUUUAAAAAAAAACAGAGAAGAGGUUCUAGUUACAUCCCCCAUGAUAUGAUUUAUAUUUCCUUUUUACUUUGAUUUUUUAAACACUUCAUGAACUUUGCCUUUCAUUUCACUUCACUUCCUCCCCAAGAUGGAUAUUUUCUGCUGUAUAAGCCAAAAACAUAGCUUCAAUACCACUUUAUGCUUGGGUGUAUUUCCAAAUUUAGCCUGUAAAUCUAUCUUUCUGCACUGUAAUCAUGCCAUUGAUGAACCUGUGAAAAUUGCAUCAGGCAAAUAAACUUUUUCCUGAACUGAAAAUUUGUAAAGAACAAUUUAUGGCCACCUAUCUUACCAGAGCUUCUAAGUGGCCCAGCAGAAUGCUGAGGGGAAUUUCAGGUAUGUCAGAGUUUUGCUCCUGAAAGACUGUACCAGAACUUUGCUGUAGCUAAAAGACAAAAAAAAAGUUUCUGUAUUGAAAUAUCGCUUGUAUACUGAAAUGAUGUUGAUUUUUAAAAAUCUUUUAUAAUCAACUGAUGUAAUUAUCUUUUGUUAUCUAUUGCUUGUCACUUUGUAAAUUAAUUUUACAUUGUCUAUUUUAUGCAUUCCUUUUCACAAAUGCUCAGAUUUGAUAUAUUUAGUAACAACUUCUAGUAUAGUUGUUCAAUAAAAUACAGACCUGAAUUUAAGCCAUUAUGGUGGCAUUCUGCAAGUAAAAUGGCUUCAGCCACUCUAAUAUUCCAAUAUGAAGCUGCAGUAAUGAAGUUUUCAACUUCUGCAUUGCAUUUUAUGGGGUAUCUUUUUCCAUUGAAUUUUUUAAAAAGUGAUUUGUGAAAACUUUAAAUUUAUGAUUGUUGAGUUUGUCUAUGUUAAUGUUCAAUGUCACAGCUGAAGUACUUAUGAUUACACAUUAUUUGCGAAAAUUAGAAGAUGUUUGAGGUAUUUUGGAGUGGCAUAACCAACAAUAAAGAAAUUGGUUGUCACUGAUAGGUGACUAGAUUCAUGACAAAGAUUUUACUAUCCCUGUAGAGAUGGGCUUGGAGGCAGGGGGGCUGGUAAGAUGGCUGGAAGGUAUUGUGAAGGGAACCCAGCAACUUACCACUAUAUGAACAGUGAUUCAACCAGGCACUGACCUGAGGUGAGCAACCAACUGAGGUAAGUAUUAUUGGCCAUUUUAAACCUUUUUCAGCAGUGGACCUGGUCCCCUUGGGCUUUAGUGGUGUAACGGUAAUGUCCCUACCCCUGGGCCAAAUAGUGUGGGUUCAAGACUCACCUCCUCUGGAGAUGUGUCAUAACAUGGCCAAACAGGUUGCUUAAAAAUAAUGUUUGGUUUGGUCCCUCACCCUGCUGCUUGAGGAAACUACGAGGUCCAUCAAAGCAGCUGGGGAAGGGUGAGGUUAGAAUGGAUAUGGGGUUGUUGAUUGGUGGAAGAUCUCUCCAAUGGCAAUGGCUAUUUGGUGGAUUUGACACUAUCAUACCAUCAACAGCUGCCUCUAUUGGUAUUGAUGGGAAGUUGCCUUGGAGAAGCAGGCUGCUACCCUAAAAUGGAUGAACAAACUCUGAUGAAGAGUCACCUAGACUCAAAACAUUAGUUUGCUCUCUCUGUGGAUGCUGCCUGACCCACUGAUUUACAGCAUUUUUUUGUUUUCACCUUAAAAUGGACGCUAAUUUUAGUCACCAGUAAAAUCUCCUGUGUGAUCCAAAUGCUGCCUGCUCAGUCUCAGGAUACAUAAAGUACUUGAAAAUGAGGCAGUGACUAAGCCAGUGAAAGUGUUGAACCAUUAGAAAAUCCAGGUGAUCUUAAGUUUUAUGAUUAAAAAUCAAAGUUAUUUAAAAAGUAUUUUAGUAAUAUUUCAAUCAGGUAUAUUUUGUAACUUUGGAAAUUAAAUUUUACUGUUACAUUGUUGGGUUAAACUCAACUAAUAUUGGCAUGAUGCAGUCAUUAAAUCAAAUUUAUUUUUAUGCUUAUGAUGCUUUUGAAUCUUGUCAACUUACAAUUUACAAUAGUGAUUAUAUUUCAAGUUUGCAAUUAUCUGUGCUAUUUCAAGGCUGUGAAACUAUCUGAAAUGCUUUAGGAUAUUCCAAGGCUGUGAAACUAUGUUUGAGUGAUCACGGAUAUUGAAACUAUGCGUGUAGUUGUAAUUCUCUCUGUGGUUUACAAAAAUACCAAAUAAACUAGUUGCUGGAAAGAU